Hymenoscyphus albidus is the source of this 1402-nucleotide messenger RNA. Lineage: Eukaryota; Fungi; Ascomycota; Leotiomycetes; Helotiales; Helotiaceae. The record is from the annotation of a GenBank genome assembly.
AUGCUUCCCAGAUUCUUGGGUCAACAGGCUAAUGAAAAGUCGGAGGCAUCAACCACUGGAAGCCCACAACAAACUCCGUCGUACGGCACUACUACUACACCAACUCCAAAACCGCGCAAAGUAAUUCGUACAUUCAUUCGAAACCCUACAGCAACAUCCACAAUCCCUGGCCCUGAGGAUGUGGGUUUAGGCCACAGAGUGAAGCGUCCUCAAAAGCUCUCGGAGACGCCAGAGAGUGAGAAGUCUCCAGCUUCUUCAUCCUCAUCGUCCUCAUCGACAUCUCAAUGGGAAGGUAGCGAGAAGUCUCGAUACGAAGCUUCCAUGUCCACCCAAACAGUAGCGAGGGAACAGGCUCAACACAUCAACCCUCGAGCUCCAAACUACCAAGGUAUUUCUCGAUCUUGAAUUGUAAUGACUAGCUAGCUAACAGAUUUCACUAGCCGCUAUUCCCAGCGCAUUCAUGAAUCCAAUUGGCGUCAGUGCUCCAUCGAUGAACAACGUCACAAAUAACCCUGGAAACGUGUGUGUCCCCCACAAAAUCACCAGGCGUAAUUCAAUGGUCACCGAACGCGCCAGUCGCCCUGAGACCACUGAGACCCAACCUCUCCUUCGGAGAAAGUCGAAUCCUAAUCUUCACUCCUUGAACCAGAAUGCUCAACCAACUGGAAACCAUCACUUUGAAAUGAGCCGGCGAAGAUUGGAAGAACGUUCUCAGCAUCUGAAUAAGGUAGACGCUCAACUGGAAGAGGGGUUGAUGGAGGGAGAUACAGAAAGAGAAAUGUGGAUGGGGUCUAGGAUGAGUUGGGGCCUUAUCAUAUUGGCAGCUGCUCUGUUUGUAGCCUUUGUUAAUAUCCUGCCUGUCCACGGGACGGAGAUAUGCGAUGAUGCGAUAUAUAGAAGUAUCGACAGUAGCACGUUCAAGCGAAUCACGCCUGCGGGUGAAGAGGUGUGUACAGUGCAAAAGCCUACCAAUUCUGCUGAUUGGACGACUUGCACAUCUUCGCCCAGAAUUACGGAAACUGGCGCCACCUGUUAUGUCAUGACUUUAAUUCCAACACUAGGUCAUCCCGUGUAUUGGAAGCGAAUGAAAGCUGAUACGAUACUAUGUGGCCCUGGAUUCACAUAUCUCGACACAGGAGAUUCAGAGCCAAAGUGUGUUAACAAGGUUGUUGCAGAUGCAACCUGCUGGUAUGAGUGGACACAGAAGAUAGGCAAUGCGACUAGCACAUCUGGGCGCAAAAAGACCGAAUGUGCGCCUGAAAACAACAAAUCUUGUGUACCAGUGGGCAAACAAUCAGAAUUCAAGUUGAAAGCUUGUUGCGGUAAUUUUUACAACAGUACACUGGAUCGGUUUCUGUUUCGGAAAUGUGACUGGCACGAUGAUUUGUUAUUAGCAGAGUAG